CAAACGAUCAGACUUACAUAAAAGGAGCUUGUCUCAUUCCAUCUGCGUCCACAUAGCUCUUUACAGUUUACAGUACAUCUUCUUCAUCUGAUCAAGGGUGCAGCCUCAUAUCUCUCUACAGGAUGUCCAGCAAAAAGCCUCAAACAAUUGCUGCUGCUCAGAAAACAUACUUCACAAAAGUGCAUGGGCUGCCAGACAUCACACCCUUGGUAAGUUCAGUACAGGAGACACCUGAGCCCAUCCCAACCGCAGUUAAAGGCACUAUCCCAACCUGGAUCCAUGGGAGUCUGCUGCGGAAUGGUCCAGGAAAGUUUGAGUUUGGGAAUCAACACUAUAACCACUGGUUUGACGGCAUGGCCUUGAUGCAUCGCUUUCAGAUUGAGGACGGUCAGGUGACAUACAGAAGCCGUUUUUUGUCUAGCGACUCGUUUACGCAGAACAGCGAGAGGAACCGCAUAAUAGUUUCAGAGUUUGGCACUUUGGCUUUACCUGAUCCCUGCAAGAACUUUUUUCAGCGCUUCCUGUCCAGAUUUGAGAUGCCAAAACCAACAGAUAAUGCCAGUGUCAACUUUGUUAAAUACAAGGGUGACUAUUACGUCAGCACAGAAACAAACUACAUGCACAGAGUGGAUCCAGACACUUUGGAGUCCAAACAGAAGGUGGACUGGAGCAAGUUCAUUGCUGUGAACGGUGCUACUGCUCAUCCACACUUUGAUCCAGAUGGCACAGCUUACAACAUGGGCAACUCAUACAGAAACAAAGGGGCUUUCUAUAACAUCAUCAGGGUGCCACCAGAAAGAGACGGCCCAGAAGAUACUCUAGAGGGAGCCAAAAUAUUAUGCUCUAUUGCCCCUCGUGACAAAUCCAAACCCUCCUAUUACCACAGCUUUGGCAUGUCAGAGAACUAUGUAGUGUUCAUCGAGCAGCCCAUUAAGAUGGAUCUGUUUAAGAUAGUGACUGGCAGACUAAGGGGGAAAUCACUAAAUGAGGGGGUUUACUGGGACCCCAACCAGGAAACCAUAUUCCACCUUAUUGACAAACGAACUGGAAAGGAGAUGCCAGUGAAGUACUACACCAAGGCCUUGUCCACCUUUCAUCAGAUCAAUGCUUUUGAGCAGGAUGGAUUGCUCAUGCUAGACAUGUGCUGCUCUGACGAUGGCCAGUCCAUAAACAACUUCCUCAUCCAGAACCUGCGUCAAUCAGGAGAAACAUUGGAUGAGAUGUAUAACACCAUGAGCAGGCCAUUUCCCCGUCGUUUUGUGCUGCCUCUAAACAUCACCAGUGAAACCCCACUGGGACAGAAUCUCAACACACGGCCUGACAGCACCGCUACUGCUGUCUGCCGCAACAAAAAUCAGGUGUUUUGCACAUUUGAAGAUCUCCAUGGCGAAGACCUGAAAGACUACGGUGGUUUGGAGUUUCCACAUAUUAACUACGCCAGAUAUAACACCAGACCUUAUAGAUACUACUAUGGCUGUGGCUUCCGUCACCUAGUGGGUGACUCUCUAAUUAAGAUGGAUCUGGAGAGCAAAAAGUUCAAGGUAUGGCGCCAGCCUGAUCUCUACCCAUCAGAGCCUGUCUUCAUUCUUUCACCCAAUGCUGCAGAAGAGGAUGAUGGAGUCAUCCUGUCUGUGAUCAUCACACCAGUUAAGGACAAGAGUACUUUUCUUUUAGUCCUAGAUGCCAAAACAUUUGAAGAGCUGGGAAGAGCCGAAGUGCCUGUCAACAUUCCUUAUGGAUUCCACGGAGUCUUCAACAGUGCAUGAAGCUUUUCAGAUCCCUCCAAAAUAUGACAAGUUACCACACCAGUCACCUGCUACUAUUACAAGCAAGAGACCAACAUAACAAUAUUUCUAUGAAAUCAGUCCAAAGAGAUCCUCCACAUAUCAGCCUCAUAUUUAAAAAAAAAAAGAAAAAUAAAUACUUUAUAUUUACAGUUAAUUACUAAUUAAUUAGACAUUAGAGUUAUAUUUCUAGUUCUUUAUUUAGAAUUAAUUAACAGCUUAACAAUUUUUCGACAUUUUUAAAUGAAAUGUUUAAUGUACUCAAACUCUCAACACAUUUACACAUUACUUAUGUUUAUUUGGUGUUUAGUAACUCGGCCCACCCAGUCAAAUUGAUAUAAUGAGGAGGAAGUAGAAUGGAUACUAUGAUUUUCACAGCAGCAGAAAAUUCUAUUGUUUGUAUUUAACAAUAAGAAUAGUAAGAUUGUGAGAUCUGCAAACAUUGUGUUGUUUCUGGCUCCCACAUGUCAUGUAAUGUAGGCUUUGCAAAGAGGCUUUCAUUUAUGGGAAGAAAAACAGCUUGAAUUCUGUGGGUCAGAAAGAGGAUGGAAAUCAUAAUGUAACACUAAAUUAUGGGUUUUGGUGCUAAACAUUGCGGUGAACCACAGGCGGAAAACACUUUUAUGAUAAAAAAAAUAUAUAUAUAAUCUCUUUAAAAUAGUGUUGAAAGCACACCUCAUUUUGAUGCAUAAAAUAUUUCUCUAUAAAUAUUCUGUCUUUAAUAUUUUCUUUUCUUCUGUUUUAUAUAUUUUCAAUUGUGGACUGUGAACUUAUGCUGUACCACAAUAUGAAACAUUUGUGAUUCAUUUUAUUUGCUCAGCACUGUAUCAGUUAUACAUUGAAUUCUUUCACACAAAGUUUGUUUCUUUUACUCUAAAACAAAUGUGAACAUACCACUAGAUGUGAAUGUGAACAUGGUUAAUAUGAUUAAUAUUUAACAUUAGGGUUUUCAGAUCUACUUCCUUAAAUGAGAAAACAAGUUCAUUGCAUUGAACGUUUAAACAAAUAAAGGUAAAACCCAAAAGUGAAUAAUAACAAUAACAAAUACGGAUAGAAGAUUAUUUUGGUUAAAUGACCAAAAAUUAUCUCCCUACAGCAUAUGUGUCAUAUCAUAUUCAUUUUUCUACCUCAGUGAAAUAAUAACCUGUUGAGAGCUGCUUCUCUUUUGCAUUAUGCCUUGUACUUUUCAACUUUAUAUAACAGUUCUACUUUUGUUUCAUUAUACAUUGUUUUUAUUGUAACUUGAUGAUCACAAUGACUGUGAUAAAUAUUUGUACACACGA
Molecule: messenger RNA, 3067 nt
Organism: Carassius carassius (crucian carp)
Lineage: Eukaryota; Metazoa; Chordata; Actinopteri; Cypriniformes; Cyprinidae
Product: carotenoid-cleaving dioxygenase, mitochondrial-like
Exons: 12
Coding region: 123-1766 (547 amino acids)
Biological process (GO): retinal metabolic process; carotene catabolic process
Cellular component (GO): mitochondrion
Molecular function (GO): carotenoid dioxygenase activity; beta-carotene 15,15'-dioxygenase activity
Source: RefSeq, a predicted model, not a curated record